Harpegnathos saltator (Jerdon's jumping ant) is the source of this 1402-nucleotide messenger RNA. RefSeq lists its product as uncharacterized. The transcript has a single exon. The coding region runs from base 39 to 1382 and encodes 447 amino acids. Gene Ontology annotation, cellular component: extracellular region. The record is from RefSeq and is a predicted model, not a curated record. Lineage: Eukaryota; Metazoa; Arthropoda; Insecta; Hymenoptera; Formicidae. Gene Ontology annotation, molecular function: chitin binding.
CUCCCCAACGGUGCCGUUGGACAAGCCGCUCGAAGAGCAUGCUCGACACUGAUUCCAGCCACCGAUUUCAGGUAUUCCAGCCGUAUCUGCGGGUGUGCGUGGUCCCUGGCGACAUUUGGAGCUGCGACACGCUCUCCACCGAUCCGAGUCUCGUGACCAAGAGGUAUCAUGGCUCAGCCGAGUCGAUAGACCCGACGGAGUCCAGUUACCCGGGAUACACGAAGUAUCCGACGGAAUUCUCCGAGACGAUAGACUCGUCUUUUGUGAUAGAGGACGAUACUUCCGACUUGACGACCGAAGCGGAGACUCCAUAUCCGUUAAUCGAGUUCCAGGAGUCACAGGAGCACGAGACCACGACGACGAAGACGACGUUGUCCGGCGACGGAGGCGUGAGAAACGUGUCAUAUCACAAAGAGGAGAAGUACCUGUAUGAAUACAGCAACAAUCGAAGACGAGCACCGUCGGCCUCGACGCAGAGGUACAAGAACAUCGUCAACGACCACUAUAAGCUGCUGCACGAACUGAUGAGUCGACUGCACGUCUAUAAGGAACUGUCGGUUGCGAUACCACCGGGCUUGGAACUAAAGAACAACACGAGCGUGGAGCCAACCAGGACUAUCGCGGUGCUUGCAACGCACGACCGCAAGCAGAACGUGUCGCUGAACUACGUGGUGCACAGCUUCGUGAUCGCGAGUAACGAGUCGCACAACAGCGACAAGCCGAGUAUGGCGACUACGCAGAGUUCUCAGCCGGAGAACGUGAUGACCGUACCGACUGGAAAUAGCCUGGAGUUGCUAAUUGACGGCUUGGACGCGGAUAACGUGAUAAAGAUCACGGACGACCUCGGAAACGAGCGAUACUUCACGAUUGACAAGUACAAGGCAGUGGCUCGGCGACUAAAGCCGCGGUCGGUCAGCGUGCUGGCGUGCACGAGGAACGUGCGUUUACCAAACCGAACCGACUGCGGCAAGUAUUACAUGUGCGACCCAAAGACCGCCGCGAUAGUAGAACACUCGUGCCCGCUUUACACCGCUUUCAACAUGAACUCGAGGAUCUGCGACACAGAAAGCGCAAAGACUUGUAGGGGCGGCGAGCGAGCCACGGGCGAGACGACGAUACUCGUCGGGCAAGAGACCGACGAAGAGGAGCACGGCGAAGAUUCGACGGAAGAAGAGGAGGACGAGGAAGAUGAAGAGGAGAAACCGUGCCGCGAAGUCGGUAAGAUAAAGGACUCAAGCUCAGACUCCCACUACUACAUCUGUUACAGCGUGUCGGGCUCCGAGGAGAUCAAGUCGAUCCGAAUGAUGUGCCCGAACACCUUGAUAUUUUGCCGGAGUAAGCGGGUGUGCACGACGAGACGGUUGUGCGUUGUCUCGCGAUGAGUGCGAGACUGACAACGCGU